Molecule: messenger RNA, 2721 nt
Organism: Peromyscus eremicus (cactus mouse)
Lineage: Eukaryota; Metazoa; Chordata; Mammalia; Rodentia; Cricetidae
Gene: C2H9orf152
Product: chromosome 2 C9orf152 homolog
Exons: 2
Coding region: 1-726 (241 amino acids)
Source: RefSeq, a predicted model, not a curated record
AUGCGGAUGAAAGGGUUGGCCUGCCCGUGCCCUGCCCUACCCAACUUCUUGGAGCUGGGGGCCUGCUUGAUGGCUGAGGGUUCCCGGACUCAGGCGUCAGGUCAAGGGCCUCCUAUCAACAUCCAGUUCCUUCGCGCCCAGUAUGAAGGUCUGAGGAGACAGCAGAGGACCCAGGCCCACCUGAUGGUGUUUCCUAAAGAAGGGGCCAUGCUUACUCCAGCUGAAUCGAUGACCAGUGCUGUUUGGAUUAACAAGGGGAGAAAGAGCUCACUGUCCCCAGAUGAGACUGACUCUGAGGUUGAGGGGACGUUGGAGGAAGUGGACAGAAGCUGCCAUCAGGCUCCUGAGACUCCAUGGCACACAUACCUAGAGAUGCACCGCUUGGUUCAAACCCUCCAUCUGGAAGCCAGCCACCAAGGGAACCGCAAGGGCUCGCUUGCAGAGUCAGAACCCAGGCUCUCUCCAGAAGGAGACACUAACGUGUUGGAAAACAAUCACAAGACUCAGCAAGAAACCAAAAUCCCAGAGGUGGCCCAGGGUCAAGGUCAGGAGGACAGUAUCCCACUACAGGCAGCGGGCUCCAGUUUACAAGCCAGCAUCCAGCAUCUUCCUUCCACAAAGAACCGACACAGGUCUGGAAAACCAGCUCACUAUCCAUUUCCCCAGAGGAAACAUCCCAGGAUCUCCCAAGCUGCCCGGAACCUGGGCUUAUAUGGCCCACCCUGAAGCUUUCCGCUCAGCCAGAUGUCUCAUCCUUGUGACCAUCCAUCAACUCAAUCAGGGAAGGGACACAGAGCCGCAACCAGACAGAGCCUUGAACAAUGAGCAACAGUUGGACUGCCCCGAUUGUAGGAAUCAUGGGAAAUGAACUUCUUAAUGGGAAAUGGUCUUUUCCUUCAAAAUCCAGGAGAAUACCCAUCAGACUACUGACCGUUAAGAUGAACAUCUCUUUUCCACGCAGCUCGGUUUUAGCUGUCUAGGGGGACAUUGCCAACAACAGUCCUAGAUGCUUUUCCGUGGCUGGGACCAGUAAAACAUUUGGUGGUCCCAGAAGUAAAACAGGAACCUUAGCCAGAGGGAUAUUUUCACAAUGUCUGGAAUAUUGUGGUUAUAGGAGCUCUUUUUUUUCCCCAAUAUUUUCUGAUUCUUUGUAUAUUCUGGAAAGGUCUCUGAGAAUUUAGAACAUUUUUUCUAGUUGCUCUGUCUGGGGAUUUAGACGAUUCAGUUAUUAGUAGUGAUCACAUCAUUUCAUCUUAAGCCUCCAAGACUGUGGUCGUCCCUGGUGAAGAGGAUCAGAUCCGUUCCACCUACCAUCUUGUGUGCUCAAGGAGUCCUUGGGAAGGAAUGCUUUUUCUCAGCUGUCACAGAGAUGGUACAUCCCUGCUUCACUACAAAUCUGUUUCCUGUCAGACUUCCCUUCUAUCUUUUUUUUCCAUUCUUCCUACCCUUGUGUUCUCUUCUGUCAAUUGACUUCAUAUUAAAAUCCACCAACCACUAGCCAGGUGUGGUGGCAAAUGCGUGUAAUCCCAGCAAUCGGGAGGAGGAGGCAAGACCGUCAAGAGUUCAUGCCUGUGUUAUAUGAGAUCCUCCAACCAAACAACAAACACACAAAAUGGCUGCCAUUGUUGAAAACACAGUCAUCAGAGCUGAAGGGAGGGGGAAGGGACCCUCCUGCUUGGAAAACAGGUGUCUCCACAAACUACCUCCUUUACAGCCUGCUGAUCACUCAGGUCCCUCCUGAAAGGCCUAGCAUGCUUUGGAGUAAGACGUCUAUUAGAAGAGCUAUUAGCGUGAACACCAUGGACAGACAGACAGACAGACAGACAGACAGUAACAGGGCUCUGAAGGGAGUGCAGGUUCACAAGCCAGGGCUGAUAUCCUGCAGGUCUCAGAGGAAGGGGCAGGUUUUACAUGGUCAGUCUUUCUCUGAGAUUUGUGGGUUGCAGGGUGGGGGCGGGUAUUCUGGAGUAGGAAUGUGGGACUCUGAGGCUUUGGGGGGUUGGGAAGGAAGGGACACAUCUAGUUGAGAUGUACCCGUUAUACAGAUGUGGGAUGUCACCAUGGGUAGCCGUCUGGUAUUCCAGUCGGAUGGGUGGAUGUGCCACCACAGGUAGUCCUCUGGUGCCCCAGAAACUGAUGACCUAGUCAGUUGUUGAAGUGAGAAUGGCACCUGUCAUUCUCCUGAAAUGUAGGCAUCUGGGGAGUUUGUCUACAGACUCAUGGGCUCUGGGAGGGGCGUCGGUCUCCCUGCAGCAACAGGAAUCCCAGAAUCAACUGUGGAGACAAAGGGGGCUGUAGAUGAGCAUACCCUGGGCAGUGUUUGGUCUGAGAAUUUGUGUUUCUUUCCUGGAGUCUCAUACAGAUUCACGAUCCAGCUCAGCUUGAAAGCGGCUUGUCAGUGGGUGUGAGACUAGAGAAAGGAGAGGCUGCUGUGAGCAGGUGUGGCCUGAUUAGCCCCAACCCAGAGUCCUGCUCCCCAGUAUCCAAUAUGCGUUUUUAAACAAAGCGAAGCCUGCGUCCUGGAGUGUGUGUGAGGGUGGGAUCCCUCUUUCCUGGUCGAGGUUUAGGGUUGGCACCUACAGCAACUCCUCCCAUACCAGAUUCUCUCUCCAUCCACAUGCUCCCAGGCCCCCUGAAAUCCACUGCAUUUUAGGGAGUCACUGUUCUUCCUUUGGUGAACAAUAAAUAAGAUAUGGUUGCGUUUUUAAUACUCAAAUAAAA